This is a messenger RNA of Cavenderia fasciculata, 999 nucleotides long. RefSeq names its product cystathionine gamma-lyase (gene cysA). Gene Ontology annotation, molecular function: cystathionine gamma-lyase activity; pyridoxal phosphate binding. Gene Ontology annotation, biological process: transsulfuration. The transcript has 2 exons. Lineage: Eukaryota; Evosea; Eumycetozoa; Acytosteliales; Cavenderiaceae. The coding region runs from base 1 to 999 and encodes 332 amino acids. Gene Ontology annotation, cellular component: cytoplasm. The record is from RefSeq and is a predicted model, not a curated record.
AUGACAGAAUAUAAGAUCGGAACAAAGGUUAUCCACGCAGGUCAAGAACCAGAACCAACUACUGGUGCUGUUAUCACCCCAAUUUCAUUAUCAACUACUUUCCUCCAAUCAUCACCAGGUGUUCACAAGGGAUACGAUUACGCAAGAUCAGGUAAUCCAACUAGAGACGCACUUGAAAAGUGUUUGGCUGCAUGUGAGAAUGGCAAGUAUGGUUUGGCAUUUGCUAGUGGUUUGGCAUGUUUGACCACCAUCACCAACAGUUUGCAAGCCGGUGAUGAAGUCAUCUCUGUCGAUGACGUCUAUGGUGGCACACGUCGUUACUUUACUCGUGUUGCCAGCAACUUUAACUUGAAGUUCUCGUUUGUUGAUAUGGGUACAUUGGACGACUUGAAGGCCGCCUUUACCGACAAGACCAAGAUGGUAUGGCUCGAAACCCCAACCAACCCACUCCUCAAGGUAGCCGACAUCAAGGCUGUUGCCGACUAUGUACACAGCCGUGGAGCCUUCCUCGUCGUCGACAACACCUUUAUGUCACCAUACUUCCAAAACCCACUCGACCUCGGUGCCGACAUUGUCAUGCACUCUGUCACCAAAUACAUCAACGGUCACUCUGACGUUGUCAUGGGUUUCUUGGCCACCAACGACGAAGCUCUCUUUACCAAGCUCAAGUUCCUCCAAAACAGUAUCGGUGCCGUCCCAUCGCCAUUUGACUGUUUCCUUGCACUCCGUGGUGUCAAGACCCUCCAUAUCCGUAUGAAGGAACAUGAAAAGAACGCUUUUGCCGUCUGCAAGUUCCUCGAGUCGCACCCCAAGGUCGACCGUGUCAUCUAUCCAGGUCUUCCAUCUCAUCCACAACACGAAAUUUGCAAGCGUCAAAUGAAGGGUUUCGGUGGUAUGGUCGUCUUCUUUGUCAAGGGAGGUCUUGAAGAAUCAAAGAAGUUUUGGAAAAUAUUAAAAUCUUUGCUUUGGCCGAGUCACUUGGUGGUGUCGAAUCGUUGA